Messenger RNA from Cherax quadricarinatus, 3909 nucleotides. Its product is annotated as dual specificity protein phosphatase 14. Gene Ontology annotation, biological process: protein dephosphorylation. The record is from RefSeq and is a predicted model, not a curated record. Lineage: Eukaryota; Metazoa; Arthropoda; Malacostraca; Decapoda; Parastacidae. Gene Ontology annotation, cellular component: cytoplasm. Gene Ontology annotation, molecular function: protein tyrosine/serine/threonine phosphatase activity.
CCUCUAAACCCUAAGAAAGGUGGAGCCGCGGUGGCCCUUAACCACAACUGCUGCAGACGACACAUCUAUGAGAGGACAUGAUGGAUGCAGGGAGGUGGGAACUAGGUCUGAGUCACGUGUGGACAGGAUUGUGGGUGGGUGCUGCCCGUGCCAUCACCACUCAUGAAUUAUCUACCCGUGGCAUCACUACAUUAGUCUGGGCCACUCCUGAGGUUGAUCCCCCAGACCUCUCUGCUGACCUGGAAUGGAUUACAGCUGAUAACCGAGGGUCCAUUGACAAAGUCCGCAUAGUGAAGGUCCUUAUCAAGGAUGACCCAGACCAGGACAUCAGCCCAUAUUUCCCAGUGGUUGCGGAGGCUUUCAAAGAGUGUCGAGUGUGUGGCAAGAAUGGCAUGGCAGUGGUGUGCCGGGUAGGAGUGAGCAGAUCUGCAUCUCUGGCUCUUGCAGCACUUGUGGGACAAACUGAUUUAAAGCAGAUGACUCUUAGACAGGCCUACUAUACCAUCAAGGCUGCCAGGCCCUUCGUCAGACCCAACUAUGGAUUCUUCUCACAGCUGAUCACGUAUGAGACCGAGGUACGAGGACGAGCAACAGUAAUGAUGCAGGAUUCACCAUAUGAGGCUGGGGAGAAAGUUCCUGAUGUGUACCUAGAAGAGUUGAAGCAAAGUAUGGGUUCCACUUUCACCUCUUUCUUUCCCUUGUGACGGUGGGCUGCAGCAGGACUCAUACUGGUGGCUCUGCUGGCAUGGGCCCGGGCUACACCUUAACUAUACUUUCUCCUGACUUCUCAAUUCACAGAAACCAAAGGCUCAUGUAUUUAGCAUUAUUGUUACUGUUAUCAAUACACAGCUUUCACUUGUGUCCGAAUAUUCGUUCAUAGGAUGGUUGAUAUUUAUUCCUGAUAUUAUUCAUUUUAUUUAAGUGUUGAUAAUGUACAGUGGUACCCUGACUUACGAGUUUAAUUCAUUCCAUGACCAAGCUCGUAACUCAGUUUGCUCAUAUAUCAAAUCAAGUGGAAUUCCUGGCUCUCGGGAGGCAGGAGAAAAUACUUGAAUAUAACACUAAUGUCAACUCUGUGGCUUAUUUAUCUAUCACAAUUGAUUUGGUAUGACAUAAUAAACAAUACAAAUAACAGAAACAUGAUACAUACUCUAGAAUGAAUAAAAUAUCAUUAUGUGAUGAGUGGUGGCAGCCACUCUCAAGGUAAAAAUAAUUAUCGCUCUGACCAUAUCUUCCCAUUCAUGCUCUUCUGAGGUCUUAUUAUAAGAAAAAAUGGAGUGUUUGUUAGGCUAACUGCACUAGAUCACUAGUUUCAUUAGGAAAACACUGAAACAAAAGCAAUUUUCUUGUGUUUUUCUAUGAUUUCAUGCUUUAAUUCAGUGGACAUCAUCAUCCUCUUCUUCUCAGCACUGUCCUUUGCACUUACUUUCUUAGGACCCAUGGUUAGAAAAAAGAAAUUUGUUAAAAUAUGUAACUGCACAAAAAGCACAAAACGCUGGGAUGCUGGGCAGAUGUUGUGGCGUUUGCUGUGCCAGCUAAUGGCGGUGUAUCUGAAGCUUGCUUGUAACUUGGAUUUUGGCUCACAACUCAAAGCAAAAAAUUGACUGACUGGCGGCUCGUAACUCAUAAGUUGGGGCACUCGUAAGUCAAGGUACCACUGUAUUAUGAAAAUGCCAGUUAAUUUUUUAGCACACUGGUUAUCUCCCAAUAAGGUAGAGUGACCCAUAAAAAAAGAAACACAUUCACCAUCAUUCAUUCAGUAGCUGUCCUGCCAUAAGUAUUCAGACGUAAUAAUUCAAAUGAUCCUUCACACUGAAACAUUCCCAGGAAACCCCUCAUUUAGAAUGCAGGCACUGUACUUCUCACCUCCAGCAUAUGAGUCUAGCUAAUUGGUUUACCUGAUUCUCUUCAUAAAUGUUACUUUAGUUAAACUCCAAUAACAUGUCAAUCCAUAUAAUCAAAUUAUCUCCAUUCACAAGCCUGCUGGAUGCUCAAGCCCCUAGCACUCAAAGCCUACUUUACCCCUUAACUCCAGCCCUUCCUAGGAUGACCCCUGCUCCUCCUUCCUUCCAGUUCUGAUUUAUGCACUCUGUUGGUCAUCCUGUUCUGCUCCAUCCUCUAAAUUCUCAUCCCACCUCAUCACUCUGAAUUAUAUAUUUGGUAACCCCACACCAUAUAGUUUCUGUGCUCAAAAUUUUCUACAUAAUUAUACGACACAUUGCCUCAAACAUGAUGUCUCUGCUGCCUUCAGCCUCCUUGCUCCAAAUUUUAAAGCUGAUGUUUCACACCCAUGUAACAGUGUUAGUACCACUGUACUUGGGCAUAUCCCCUUCAUAGAUAAAGUUUUUUUUGUCUCCUCAGAUACCUCAGUGAUUAUCCAACAAUUGAUUAUUUUGUAGUUUACAUUAUCCAGCAGUCUUGUUUGAUGUAGUUAGUGCUAAGAAGGACUGUUUAAGAAAAAGGAGCCAUACACAGGUGAUGUGUUCCUCUCUGGAAAGGUUGAAAUUCCAUCACCACCUCUUUUCCUGAGAGGGCUGGAUAAUUGAUGAUUUACUGUACCUACAUAUCUCACUCGUUCCUGAUGUCAUUGUGGUGUAUUCAUUAAAACUUGUAAAGUUAUAACUGCCAAGACAGAAUAUGAAACCUCAGUAUAAAGCAGAGGUUAUUGAGCAGUGAAUACAGUAUUAACAGUUUUAUUAAAGCUGUGAAAAAUUUGCUUGGUAUUUUGCCUUCGACUAUAUACAGUAGUUUAUUAUUAAAAAUGUUUAAUACUGUAACAUCUGUCAGUAAUAUAUAUGAACUCUCAUAUGUGUUUCGAUAUGAUUUAACAAGUUUUCUUUCUUGAAUCCUUAUAAUUUUUUUUUUUUACUUUAUCUGUGCAUAUUUUUGUUAAUUCUGUUUUCUGUCAACAGUUCUUGCAUGGACUUUGGAGUUUCUAUAUAUACUCAAGUUAUUGUCUUACCAUAACAUUUCUUUGUGUUUAUUCUGUUUGUUUUAUAAAGCUAUUCUUACUGAUAAAGUAUUUAUCCAUCAUUCUGUAACCUGCAAUAUACCUGGAGGGUAUACAUGGAGGAUUGUUUCAGGGGUCAGUGCCCCUGUGGCUCAGUCCAUGCCUUAUACACAUUCUGAUAAUAUUGCCUUGUCUUUCUCCCUUUUCAUUUUUGCAAACCUUUUAUAAUCAUUGUGAACAUGCUAGUAGAUUCAGGGAAUUCGCUAUUUUUCUGUCUUGUUUCUUAAUCACUUCUCUCUGGUUUUUGUUUUCUUCACAAAAACUUACCAGUUCUUAGGAAUUGCCAUGGGUAAAUAAAGUGCAGGUUUUUCUUGUUUGUAUGCUCUUUUUGCCUUUUUUUUUAUUUUGAAUAUGCAGAAAUGUGUACAAAAAAAAAUAAAAACUUUCUAAAAUAAAUUUAUAAUACUGCAUAAUAAUGAUAUAUUGUAUAAUAAUAACUAAAUGUAUAUUUUUGUGUAGACAGUGGCUCAGAAGUGGUGAUAUUUUUGGAGGUGCCAAUUAUUUUUCAAGUUUUUGUGAUAGAGCAUAUAUUUUUGGUAUGGAAUGGGAACUAUAUUGUGUUGCAUAUAAUAUAUGGAUGAUAUUUUAGUGAUGAGAGAAGACUAAUUAGCAUAUAAUGAGUAAUAGAUUUAGAUGUUAUCAAAAGAUCAUUUAAAAAUUAAUGCAUAUGAUGAUUAGUAGAGAUACAUUGGAAAAUAAUCAUUGAAUAUAUGUUGCCAAAUAGAUUGCUUCCAAGGAAGUGAGGGCUAGUGGUCAGUUGUCAGGAGGAGCUGUGAUUAGCAGUUAUGUGCAUUUCUUCAUUGAAUUGUUGUAUUUUCAAUACACCACUGUGAAGCACUGUUUUGGAUUACUUUGGGAAUGUUGUAAAAUUAUUGUUUACAUAUAAACCUUGAUGUGAA